AUGAAUAUACACUCUAUCGCAGGACGGCAUGGCUCCUACACAACGCAGUUUUUUCGCCCUUCCAAAUCCCCUUUUCCCACACGCGCGGCCAUGCUCAAGGCGCAUAGCCUAAAAGCCCUGAAUCGUCGUUUAGUGAUUCCAAUCGACACCAAUAAUUGGAUGCGCGCGUUGGAGAUCGUUUACGCAAAGUACGCAAUUCUCGGUCGAACCCCUCAGCACUUUCAAUCCAUUCUUCGAGGUCUUAUUCAACAAUCGACUACUUCUUCACACCAACUGAAGGAGCAUUCGGAUAUUAUCUCGCGGAUUCGUGGGGAGGCCUACGCAGGCGAAAUUCCAACCAAUAGCUCGCUAUGGAUCACCUUGUUGUGGGCGCAUUGCGCGUUGGACGACGUGGAGAACGCGCUGGAGUGUUAUGCGCAGGCGGCCCGGCGAGAAGAAUUUUCUUUCCAGACGAAAAAACACAUGGCGGGGAUGCUUCUCGAACUGCUCAGCCGGCAUGGCCGCUUGGAGGCCGCGGAGGAUCUCGUCAGGGGGGUUUCUGAGGCGGCAAAGGCUCAAAAAGAACGCGAAAGGGAUGAAUCGAAACGUUGGGGGAACCCCGGGCUUGAUCCGGAACGCGUUCAUCGAUUGCUGGCAGAGGCGGCGGCACGCCAGGGGAAUUGGCGAAAAUCGCUCGAGGAGCUCUCCACAAUAUCUUCUUCGUCAAACACGGUAGAUUCUUCUUCCGUUAUUAGCGCGUUAUUUCAGCCUCAAGAGGAUGGAAGCGCAUUUUUAAACACUUCGGGAAAACCCCAAAAGGACGAAAGAGGAGAACGAAAAUCUUCGGCAUCGCCUUUUGCUUGCUUAUCACGCGAGGCGCUACGUCGCCUUUUUCACGCCCUCGCACUUACUAACGAUAAACAAGAAGAAAUGUUAAACUGCUGGAAAGAACUUUACGGCAGUUGGGAGAAAUCGAAUCCUAAUAAUAAUAUGGAAAAGGAUUUUCCUCCUGCGGAGGAUGUACAAUAUCUUCUUAACGGUUUUGCCCUAAACAAGCGCUUUGAGGAUGUUCUUUCGGCCUUUACUGUUUACUAUUUAGGGUGCCCGGGUGAUCACUACACACGAGUUCUUACGAUGGGAAAUAAAACGAAAAAAGAAAAGGGGAAAGGCAUAUCAAGCUGGGAAGGUGCGGAAGUGUCCUCUCAUCUCCCGUUAGAUCCCGUCGCUCUUAAUCUAGUGUUUUCCAGCUUUCCACGUGAGGAGUUUACCUAUAAAAUUUCGUCGUCGUCUUAUUGUGGUCUUUUACCACCACAUUUAAAACUCGAAAGGCCUCUUCAUUCGGAAUUAAUUAUUUCCUUAUUUAAUGAUCUUAUCAGUCGAGAUGAUAUGAUAAUGACAGAUUACAUUUUAAAUGGCGUAGGAUUUGCAUUAGUGGAAACAGGAGAAGUCAAGCGUGCGCUGCGGCUACUACACGGGGCCUCAAUUUUUUCAUCCUCAACCACAAAAAGAAAUAUCAACGCCGCAGAGCGUAAUAUUCAGCGUCGCUUAAUCGAUCUUAUAUUUUAUAUUUAUCAUUCCUCCGGGCAAGACAUAAAAAAUCUCGCGCUGGUCGACUUCCCUCAGCUUUUCCCGAAUGAAUUACGACUACGCCGCGAACUCUCUCCCCCACCUCAAGAGGAUGUUCGCAAAGAAGAACACCCUAUCACAGCGGCUUCUUCUUCUUCUUCAGAACAAAAUAAAAAUGAUUUAUCCUUUCAUCAACCUUCGGAGCUAUUAAGCGAUGAGGAGAGAAUCCACGGUAUAUUAAAAAAUCGGUUACCGAGCUCCAUACGCCCUUCCCGGCAUCAUUACUUCCCGCCGCGCUCAACUUCACUUCUUACAGAACUUCAGGAGCUCCGCAUGGCGGAUGAUUUUGCCGCCAUCCAUCGUGAAAAUAAUAAUCCUGAAAAGCAUAAUACUUAUUGGAAGGAUGCGGAAAAGGAUCCUCGUCCGAUACCGAAAGGACUUCACGAUCACGCAAGUGGGUGGGAUUUUUACGGCCGUGGUGGAGAGAUGGUUUUCAACAAUCAUCGCCGUAUUCCGCAUCCUUUUAGCAUGCACCCGAAGGUCAUGCGGGCGCUUGGGAACCCCUACAGGGGAUGGAACCCACGGCAAAAUAGUUGUCUUGCGCAUAAGGAAAACGUAAUUAAGUGGAAUAAAAAGAGUGCGGUUUGA
This is a messenger RNA of Phytomonas sp. Hart1, 2193 nucleotides long. The record is from the annotation of a GenBank genome assembly. NCBI's taxonomy places the organism in Eukaryota, Euglenozoa, Kinetoplastea, Trypanosomatida, Trypanosomatidae.